Molecule: messenger RNA, 462 nt
Organism: Plasmodium coatneyi
Lineage: Eukaryota; Apicomplexa; Aconoidasida; Haemosporida; Plasmodiidae
Exons: 2
Coding region: 1-462 (153 amino acids)
Source: RefSeq, a predicted model, not a curated record
AUGGAGUACCCAUACGAGAGUCCCUUUCCAAAAUUUAAUUUAUACCAUAGUGUAGUUCACAGAUAUGCAAAUAAUCGACCAGUCCUUUCAGGGACUUCCCAUGAAGUGUAUAUGCAAAACUUCUAUGACAUUUCGGCAACUAAACUGAUUACUACCUAUAUUUUCUUGAUUUUGUUUUUAUCCCUGUGCUAUAGAUUAAUUGAUAAGGCUUUCUUCAAUGGCCGAUUAAUAAAGAGCAUCUUCGGUUCCGAUGAGGAAAAUUUAGACACCAGAGGUGAACAUAUAUUUGAUAUGGACGAUCCUUACUACUACGAUUUUUUAGAUGAAAAGGAAAAAAAGGAAGAAAAGGAAGAAAAGGAAGAAAAGGAAGAAAAGGAAGAAAAGGAAGAAGAGGAAGAACAAAAGUAUGAAGAGGUACGAAAGGAAGAAGAGGAGCAAACAGUUGAAAAGGUAUCUUUGUAA